Messenger RNA from Asparagus officinalis (garden asparagus), 2203 nucleotides. RefSeq names its product zinc finger CCCH domain-containing protein 18-like. The record is from RefSeq and is a predicted model, not a curated record. NCBI's taxonomy places the organism in Eukaryota, Viridiplantae, Streptophyta, Magnoliopsida, Asparagales, Asparagaceae. Gene Ontology annotation, molecular function: RNA binding; metal ion binding. Bases 166 to 1794 code for a protein of 542 amino acids. The transcript is spliced from 8 exons.
AAUGUUUUAUUUUUAUUUUUUUUCACCUCGGUUUAAACAAAAGAAGCUUUUCGUAUAUAUAGACCCUCCGUUGUACUGGGCUCGGAGAUGAAUACUAUUGCUCUCUGCUGCUGAAGAGAAAUGAGAGAGUAGUUCAAGCAAAGCAAGAGAAAACAGGCAUUGAAAAUGGAAGAUUGCACUACGAUUGUUCUUGAUAAAAUCAAAAAUAUCGAGCCCGAAAAUGCUAACAAAAUCAUGGGUUACCUUCUUUUGAACCAUACCAAUCAAGAAAUUAUGGACUAUGCAUUUGGUAACGAUCAGCAGAUCCUCUCUCUGAUCAAUGAAGCCAAAGCAUAUCUUUUAUCUCCAAAGCCCAUUGUUCCCAUCUCAAUACAAACUGAACAGUCCUCACAAUUUCUCCCCUCUCAAACAAUUUCCCGGCCGUUCUCUUCUCCAUCAAGCUUUCGAAUUCCUGCUCCUUAUUUGGCCCCUCAUAGCCCAAAUGGUCUUAUACCCUCAUCUUACAAUGAUUUCUCUGGAAUCCUGCAGAACCAAGCUGGGUUAGCUAAUUUAGAUGAACAGUUACAUGUAAUCAACCCCUUAGCUGUUGAUUUCCCGGGGAAUUUCUUAUACCCAGAUGCUCAAUUUGGGGGAAGCUUGAGAUCUCCUACUUCUAGCUUGCCUGAAUUCUCAAACAAAGCUUGCCAUUACUUUUAUAAAGGGUAUUGUAGGCAUGGAAACAAUUGUAAGUUUUUCCAUGGUCAGCCUUCGAUCGAUAGCCUCUCUCAGUUGUAUGGUCUUAAUCAGAACGAGUUGAUUAAUGAUGACUAUAUUUUAUCUCCUGGGUCUCGAGAGCAAUUAGAAGUUGAGAUUAGUGAGUUGUUGAAAGCAAGAAAAGGGUUGCCUGUUUCGAUUGCAUCGUUGCCUUCGAUGUAUCUUGAUAAAUAUGGGAAGGCUCUUCAGGCUGAGGGAUAUCUUACUGAGAGCCAGAGACAUGGGAAAGCUGGCUUCAGCUUGACUAAACUGCUUGCUAGAUUGAAUAGCAUCCGGCUAAUUGACAGACCACAUGGACAACAUGUAGUUGUGCUAGCAGAGGAUGCUCCAAAGUAUGAAUGCAGACAUGAGAGAAAUGAUUCAGGAGCUGCACUUUCUAGUUCUCAUCAAAUCUAUCUUACAUUUCCAGCUGAAAGUUCGUUUACUGAUGAAGAUGUUUUGAACUAUUUCAAGCAAUUUGGUCCUGUUCGUGAUGUGAGGAUUCCUCGCCAAGAAAAAAGAAUGUUUGGUUUUGUGAGCUUUCAUUACCCUGAGACGGUGAGAACUAUUCUAUCGAAGGGGCACCCACAUCACAUUUGUGGCUCGCGAGUUCUUGUUAAACCUUACAAAGAGAAAACGAGGAUGCAUGACAGAAAGUACAUGGAGAGAUCUGAGUUUCCAAUGUACUAUCCUCCACAAUGUUUCGAUGUGGAACACAACGCUAUUCCAAGGGUCUAUGAGAAUUCCAGUUUACUGAGAAAACAACUGAUCGAAGAACAGGAACAUGCUCUUGAACUGGAGAGAACUCGUCUCCUUGGCCUUAAACUGACACCUAGGCGUUUGACACCCAAUUCCUUCUUCAAUUAUGGAAUGGAUGACUUUAAAUCGAAAGCAGAUACUUUUAUCUCUUUGCCCUAUCAAAACAAUGGCUCAACCAGUGAUGAUAAACCUCAACAAACUGGAAAAAGCUGCGGUGACCAGGAUAACGGCCAUAUUGAACUCCCCGAUAGCCCUUUUGCGUCUCCUCGCAUAGGAAACAACAACAUUUACACAGUCGUAUAAACGAAGAAGACGAAAGAAGAAGAUACAACAUACAGUAGAUUGUAGAGAUAUAGAGGUUCACAGUAAAGUUCUUCCAAUUUCAGCUCAAGCUCUCUCACCUCCAACCACUAAAACAGCAGAGGCUUUCUCCACUCAAAAUACUUUUUUGAGGAAGGUUGCAGAGUUUGAUACAGAAGCUAAGAUGAAAUACAGAGCUAUAUACUUGUUAAUGUUCUUACAGAAGCAAAAUCUCCUUGGUGUGUACCAGAAAGCACAAAGGUGAAUGGUUUCUUAGUAACUUUUUUAGACAGAAGCUGAAUAUGUUUAUAUAGACUUUGGGGAAGUUGGACUUAUCUUAUAACAUAUAUAGCACUUGCAAAUAUUAUUAACUUCAGUUUCAUCAGUGUUAGAUGAGGAUGUGACUUGAUUA